AAUACUAAACAUUCACACAUAAACGUGAUUUAAAAACAGAGCAUGAAGGAUGACGUGUAUGUCUGGGUCCUUCGGACUUCCGGGUGUGUAUAAACAGACAGCAAAGGGAGUUACCUCGCUCAAAAGAUGUCUAAAGUAACGUUUAAAAUCACCCUGACGUCGGACCCCCGGCUUCCAUACAAAGUAUUAAGUGUCCCAGAGAGCACGCCGUUCACAGCGGUGUUAAAGUUUGCAGCUGAGGAGUUCAAAGUGCCCUCAGCAACCAGUGCAAUUAUCACAAAUGACGGAAUAGGAAUCAACCCUGCGCAGACAGCAGGGAACGUGUUUCUAAAACACGGUUCAGAGCUUCGCAUCAUUCCCAGAGACAGAGUGGGAGGACAAGGAGACUGACGCUGCUUUUUUCACGUGGACGGCAUAAUGACUCACCCAGCAGGAUCAUAUAACUCUUGAGACCGGGGAAACACCUCAGUGUGUUUCAUAUUUAUUUUCUGGCAGAUAGCUCACACUGACUCACAUGAGAGUGUGUAUAUUUAAACUUGAUGAGGACAUGCACUCACACUUGCAUGCUCCCUGCUUCUUCUUCUUCCUCAGUCAGUCAGUCAGUCUUUUUUUCCCACAGUCAGUGUAGUUGCUUCAAAAGAUUGGAGUGACAUCAAGAGUUCCCCAAAGCCCUGAUUAAUUAAUACACAAACAGAACUGCACCAUGGGAAAGAUUUUAGCUAAGAUUAACAAACAAAUGAGUCAGCUGGAGCUUUUGUAUCUUUGUAAAUGAAAAUAAACCAUCAGUAUGUCAAACAAAA
This is a messenger RNA of Notolabrus celidotus (New Zealand spotty), 800 nucleotides long. It is a transcript of the gene ufm1, whose product is annotated as ubiquitin-fold modifier 1. Gene Ontology annotation, cellular component: nucleus; cytoplasm. The record is from RefSeq and is a predicted model, not a curated record. Gene Ontology annotation, biological process: protein K69-linked ufmylation. Lineage: Eukaryota; Metazoa; Chordata; Actinopteri; Labriformes; Labridae. The coding region runs from base 127 to 390 and encodes 87 amino acids. The transcript has 6 exons.